This is a messenger RNA of Miscanthus lutarioriparius, 3591 nucleotides long. NCBI's taxonomy places the organism in Eukaryota, Viridiplantae, Streptophyta, Magnoliopsida, Poales, Poaceae. The record is from the annotation of a GenBank genome assembly.
AUGGGGACUGAGGUAGCAGCCGUAGUGGACGUCCGGUCGCUGACACAGUCGGAUCUCGUGGCCCUAGCUGCCGCGUCGCCCUACGCCGUCGACCCCCGCCGGGGCCGCCGCCGCGAUGGCGAGUUCCUCCCGCCCCCGAAGAUCGACCGCGCCGUUUUCAACGAGAGCGCAGGUUCCCGCAAGCAGACCUUCUCCCGCCGCCGCGUCGCCACCAACAUAUCCCACAACCUGACGCCCACCACCACCGGGGCCGCCUCCUCCUUGUCUACGCCAGCUGCCCCCACCGAGGAGGACCCCGAGAACCGCCUCAUCGUGUUCCACCUCCAACGCCUCUUCGCGCGUGACGACCCCUCGUACCCUGCUCCGCCUCCGAUUCCACCCCGACCGCAAACCCUAGCCGCGCCCGCGAUAACAGCACCUGCGCCGUCGCCGCCGCCGGCGGCGGCUGCUGCUGCGGCGACAGACCCCGAUAGGGUAGUGCUGAAUCCAAAGGGUGUGGCGGUUGAUCUGGCGAGGCUCGCCGAGCUUGUGGAUCCCUAUGGGGAGGAGCUACGGCAGCGUACGGCAGGAUUGGGGUCGGAGUCCGAGCUGCUGGGAUUCAUGAACGCGCUGGAAGGGCAAUGGGGAAGCAGGAGGCGUCGAAGGAAGUUCGUGGAUGCUGGCAUGUUCGCUGACCACCUGCCCCGUGGAUGGAAGCUGCUGCUUGGGCUCAAGCGAAAGGAGCGUGUCGCAUGGAUUAAUUGCCGCCGUUAUGUGAGCCCCAAAGGACAUCAGUUCGCUACUUGCAAAGAAGUCUCUUCCUACCUCAUGUCCCUUAUUGGAUAUCAGGAGGCAAAGACAACUGCGUUUCAGAUUAAUAGUGCAGGAGUGCAUGGCCUAGAUGUUAAUUCUGUAGGUCUUCAUCAGCAAACCAUCUCAAUUGAGGAAAAGCAAAUUUCAGUGCCAGUUAAUUCAGUUACAUUGUUUAAUCCCUCUGGUGAUUCUCAUCAACAAAAACUUCAGAAGGAUGAAGCUCCAAUAGAAGUGAAUGCAAAGGAGUGCCGGAAAUGCAAUUUGACGUUUCAUGACCAGAGCGCCUAUAUGCAACAUCAGUUGUCCUUUCACCAAAGGAAAGCUAAAAGGCGCAGGGUUAGUAAAUCUGGAGAAUUGGAUACCAACAUAGAUGGAAAGUACGAGAAGACUCAGCACAAGACAUCUGGAGAGGUAUCUGGCAAUUUUGGCCACAGCGUUGUAGAUGUAAGGUAUCAAGGUCCGAGUCCAGCAGAACUGUUUGAUGGUCAACCAUCCUUGGUGGCAGUGCCAUGUGGAUUUGAGGAGAUGACUGUGUUGCCUCAACAGGGAAAAGAACCUUCUGUGUUGCCUCAACAGGGAAAGGAACCUUCUGUGUUGCCUCAACAGGGAAAAGAACCUUCUGUGUUGCCUCAACAGGGAAAAGAACCAUCUAUGUUGCCUCAACAGGGAAAAGAACCUUCUAUGUUGCCUCAACAGGGAAAAGAACCUUCUAUGUUGCCUCAACAGGGAAAAGAACCUUCUGCGUUGCCUCAACAGGGAAAAGAACCUUCUGAGUUGCCUCAACAGGGAAAAGAAUCUUCAGGAGAUAUCUCUGUGAAUCAUCAGGACCCUCUUAAGGAGAUGAAUGGCUUUCCUGAACAGGAAAAAGGACUUGCUGCUGGAGAACUCGUCCCUGUGCAUCAUAAGGAGUCUCUUAAGGAUAUUACAGAUACAGGUGAAAUAAUAAAAGAACAUCCCACCAGAGAGCCUUCCUCUGGGCAUCCUCUGGAUACUGUUGACAAUUCUGAUGACCAUAAAACCCACGAUGAAGCAUGUGACAGUGCUGUAGCUUCUCUUUCUGUUGAUGCUGAAAGAAAAUUGAGUAUUUGCAACUCCAUGAAUGUUCAUGAGAAUGUCAGCUCAAAAGAUUCAGAACUUUCAAGUGCAGAUUAUUCCCAAAAGUUCAAUAGGUCUGAUGAAACUUGUGAUGUACAUAAAGAAGUUUCUUCAACUGUAAAUGAUCCUGAUGAAAGAAAAUGCACAGAUGAUCCAACGGGGUGUAUUAAUAUGACACAAUCCAUACAAGUUUCUGAGUCCUGUGAUCUACUGCAUGGCAAAUUUGUCAGUUCUCCUGAAGAACAUGAUUUUAAUGGCCAGCUGGAAAGUAACCCACUUUCAGUAUCUAGGGAUGAGCCUGAUCUUAAUUCAAUUGGUAUGGAAGUGGAUGAUGGCAAUAUAUCUUGCAACGUCGAAAACCCCAGAAGCUUCAAAAGUGACAAAUCUGCUGAGGACAAGAUUAUGGAUUGCGAAAUGACUUCUUUGAAAGACAGUGAACUAAAAAAUGGUGUGAGAGUAAGGGAUGUAAAUCUCAAUUCAUGUUUGGAUUCAAUAUCUUCUCCUAUUUCUGGUGGAAACUAUGAAACAUCUGAUACUCCUGAUGAUGCUAUUCGAUCAUCCAUUAUUGCCCAAUGCUUCGGUACUACCUCUAAUGAUGACACUGCUUGUAAGGAUGGAAACUUUGCCGACCAGAACAACACCUGUAAGGGUGAACAUUUUGUCAACCAGAAAAAUGACAUGAUGUAUCAAUCUAAUUUGGCCAUGGACCCUAUACCUCGAGCUCAAAUAAAUGUGGAUUGUUUCACUUCUUCCUGUUCAAUGACUCCUGAAAUCAAGGACUAUGGCAACAGAGGUGAAGAUAGUGCCAAAGAAGCAUUGGUGAAUUCACAAAACAUGACAAGUAAUGAAACUGGUUUUGAUGCUGAAGCUUAUAACAGUGAUAUCUUCAAUGGUACUAUCACAGAAAGUAGUCUUGCCCAGCUGAAUAAUGUCAUUCAUAUGAAACAUGAUUUUGCAAACUGUUACUCAUUAUCUGACCUAAACACACUUACUGGUGGUACUGCAACUGAUGAUAUUGAUAUCCACAAUAUGAGGAGUUCUUUUGUCAGCUCCACCAAUCGAACUGAACCAAAUGAGCACUGCACGUUGGAUUUUGAUAUCAAGGGUUCCAUGCUUGAGGCAUUGGAAAAAUCUGACAGUGACUUAGAUAAUCAAUACAACGAUGCGGGCCCUUCUUGUGACUCACUACCUGCUACUGGGACAAGUGGGACUAUUGAUGAUUUUAUGGCCAUGCAAACCAAUUUUGGUAGCUUUACUUCUUUGGUUCGUGCUGUUGAAGAUGUUCCACUGAGCAGGAUUAUGCAAGAUCAGUGUGAUUUGCAACUUGGAUUUGGUGGCCCCAAGCAGCAGAUCUAUCCAAGCUUUGAGCAACAGCUAAGGAUGGCCUCAGCUGGAGCUCCGCCUUAUGGGGGCAUGGGUAGGCAUGACUCUAUACCUGUACCAGAGCCAACAUUGAUGCUAGGUUAUGCACCACAGCUGGGUAACUGCCCCCCUCCGUUCCAGUUGGGCUGGGGUCCGUCCUAUUCGAAGAUGGUUGACAUGCUCCAAUCUGUGUGCGUGUGGUGCAAUAGCCCAUUCCAGCAUUUCGGCACCGUCGCUGAGCAGCAGGCAGAUUCUCUUGGUUACAUUUGCCCGUCGUGCAAGGGAAGUUUUCUGGUCAUCUUGGCAUCAACGGGCCAUCAAUUUGAGACCAGUUUCUUGUAA